AUGGUCACCGCUCCGCCAACCGCCUCAACGUCAAAGUUGAAAAUCCUCUGCUUGCACGGGUACCGCCAAAACGAUGUGUUUUUCCGGGAAAAGACGGGCGGAAUGAGGAAGAUGUUCAAGAAAUUCGCCGAUUUUCAUUUCGUCAACGCUCCCCACGUGCCGAGUGUCACUUCGGAAGAUCGGGGAGAGGUUCGCGGCUGGUGGUUCUCCCGCCCAGAUGACCAUUUCUCGUCAAAAGACGUCACCGACCUAUUCACGGGCUUCGACCAAUCCGUGCAACUCAUCCUCGACACCAUCGCCAACGAUGGCCCAUUUGACGGGGUUCUCGGUUUCUCGCAAGGCGCCUCAAUGCUCCAUCUACUGCUAGCGAAAGCUCAACUCGGAGAAAUCUCACUACCGAUCGACUUCGUCAUCUUGGCUUCGGGCUUUAAAAGCCUGUCUACACAACACAAAGCCUAUUUGGAUGUGAAAAUAGAGAAACCGUCACUUCACAUGUACGGGAUCGGAGACGAGGUUGUUGCUUACACAAUCAGCGAGAAAUUGGCGGAGAAUUUUGAAGAACCGACAAAAAUCGUGCACGAUGGAGGACAUUUCAUCCCGCCCAUGUCAAAAUACAAAACCAAAUUCGCAGAAUUUUUGGAGAAACAGUUGGAACGGAAGCUUGAA
Messenger RNA from Mesorhabditis belari, 666 nucleotides. The record is from the annotation of a GenBank genome assembly. NCBI's taxonomy places the organism in Eukaryota, Metazoa, Nematoda, Chromadorea, Rhabditida, Rhabditidae.